Molecule: messenger RNA, 1690 nt
Organism: Plectropomus leopardus (leopard coralgrouper)
Lineage: Eukaryota; Metazoa; Chordata; Actinopteri; Perciformes; Serranidae
Gene: dcaf17
Product: ddb1 and cul4 associated factor 17
Biological process (GO): protein ubiquitination
Cellular component (GO): Cul4-RING E3 ubiquitin ligase complex
Source: RefSeq, a predicted model, not a curated record
ACUACAAACAUGGAGCAGCACACGGACAGCUAGCAUGUCCCGCUGUAGGAACAAGAGCCACCUGCUGAUGGCGCCGCACCGGAGAAAGGGAGCCGGUAACAGCACCGCGCUGCUGGUCCGGAGGAGCACAGGCAUCAGGGAGGCUGGGACUCUGAUCAGACACAACAUGAAGGUCCUGAGAGGUAUCAUGCUACAGGACAACAGGGGUUUCAUUAAAGCAUGGAGCAAGACCUCAAAAUCCACAAUAACUUACGAGAAUGGUAAAAUCUACUUUGAAAAUUACCAGAACUGCUACAGCUGUGUUCAUUCAGCACCUCAAGCUCUAUACAAACUGCCAAAGAGGUCUAAAUUGGAGAAAUUUGAAGAUGCCUUGCUGUGUCAAAGCCCGCUGGACAGAACAUUAGCCUUCCCCUCGGAUCAUAAACCCAGCCUCUUGGCUUUGACAGCCAAUAACUGGCUCUAUCGUCUUUCAGCCGAAACGGGAGAAGAGCUGCAGAAAGUUUACCUCUCUUCAAACCACAAGUUCAGAUAUCUUGGCUGGGAUGUUUCUCAAGAGAUGUUUUACGUCAAAUCUGUUCAAAACAAAGAAACGUCUUUAGAACGACAGGCAGGUAUCACUCGGGAUACAGUCAUGCACCUGGCCAUCUUUCAUGUUUUUCCCUUACAAAUUGUGGGCAUUUUGGAGAUCAGCAAAAAAGUGUUUGGAAAUGGCGUUACUGACGUUGUUUUGUCUCAAGGUGUCCUUGUGGUGUCUUAUAGCAACAAGUCAGUGAAGCUGUACAGCUUUGAGCGCAUCAUCCAAAGUUACUUGACCGAGAAGUUAACACUUGGAAAGCGGAGUUCACUCCUUGAAGGCAAAACGGUGGGGGAUGCUCCGUUUGGUAUCCCAGUAAACAUUCAGAUCACAGAUUAUCCUCCAGUGCUUUUUGAGGUAUCAUGCGCAAAUAACUGUGUCCAGAUUGGAGGCUACCCGUGGCACUACAUCUACACACCGCCGCAUAAAAAAGACAAGGGCACUCAUCACAUCUGCUCACUCAUGGACAGCACAAUGGCAGUAAAUGGAAUACAAAACAUGAACUGCUGCUCUUUAGAGAGUGAUGGGAUCUUCUUCCACCCUGACGAUUCAGGAAGAAUCAUUCAUGUUGGACCUGCCAACAUUAAUAUCCUGAAAAUCCUUCAAAUGACCAGUGGUUUGCAGUCAAAGGUAGUUGAGGAUUUCUCUAUGAAAACCCAUCGAAACAACAAUCCUACCUCACAGGUGACUGUCACGUCUUCGGGCCGCACAGUGAAGAGAAGAUUUCAUCAGCUGGAUGACGACCCAGAUCAAGAGACUUUCCGUAUGGUGGAAUAUGAGGAUGAGCUGGACCUUCUGGCAGUGGUGGUAACUAAUGGUGAGGAGGGAGAAGGCAGAGCCCAAAUCCGACUGCAUGACAACCAGAGCGGGCAGUUACUGCGGACAGUUGAUCUGGUUGAACCUUGGGACGAGACUUACCGACAUGAGCUGUUCUUCGACAAAGACACAAUUGUUCAUAUUGAACAGAAAAACACUAAUUUCUGCUGCCAUGUUUACAAACUCCAGGCUGACAGAAAAUAAGUAGUGUUUCCUUUUUAAGAUUUUGUGAAUAUUUGUUUACAAAUUGUAUUGUACAAGUUUUCUGCAACACUCAGAAUGAUGUUUUUCAGAUCUGGA